Messenger RNA from Microplitis mediator, 798 nucleotides. RefSeq lists its product as uncharacterized. The coding region runs from base 298 to 789 and encodes 163 amino acids. Lineage: Eukaryota; Metazoa; Arthropoda; Insecta; Hymenoptera; Braconidae. The transcript has 5 exons. The record is from RefSeq and is a predicted model, not a curated record.
CUCAGUAGUAAGUAAUAGAAAAAACAAUUAAAUUAACCGGCAGAAAUAAAUUAAUAAUUAUGAUUAAAAUGUUUUUUUAUUCUAGAUACAUAUGUCGUAAAUAUAUUAUUAAUUUAUGACUGGAGAUUAAAUGAAAUAAAUAAGGACUCAAAUAUUCUCUCUGAUUCCAUACUAAAAAAACUAGAUAUAGCGGCAGCAAAUUUAAAUGAGUUACAACAUGUUAAGAUAAAACUGCGUAUUUCCGGAAUAGCUAUUCCACAACGUUCCGAUAUUUUCGACUUACCGGAAACACAGAAAAUGCCUCUAUGGGAAGAACCCUGUUAUCAUUCCAAUAGGAGCUUACACUACCUGAGGGAUUGGUUACUAGAAAAUAAAGACCGAUUUGAAGAUCUCUCAUACGACUUUUAUCUCUUCGUGACCAGCCGAUUUACGUGCGAUGAAGAAAAUGAAUCAGAUAUUGGCCCAGUUCUAGAAUAUGACUGCAAUUCUACUUCUACGUUAGUAAAGUCAUCUGGCGGACUCAUUCAAUAUGACCCAUUCUUUAGCUUGCAUGUUACUCAAAUGAUCGCCGACAGAUUCCAUAUUAAUGAAGAUAAUGUACUCAACUGCGGAUUAGGCCAUAUAAUGGAUUAUGGUAAAAUUGAAACUUGCGUGACCGCGAUAAAUCCUCGGUCGUGGUCAAAUUGUUCACAAUCAGCAUUUCAGUCUCUACCCAGCACGGCUGAAUAUUUAUGUUAUAAAAUGCCAGCUUUCAAGCCAGAUGGUGAAGGAGACAACGAUUAUCAGUAGUCCUACAAC